AUGAUUGAACGCUUAAAAGAUUAUCCUUAUUACUUUUCCGCCCAAAAACGUUUAAAUUGGCUACUAAACCAGCCUGAACGGGACGAUACCCAAGAAAAUGUUCUCAUUAAGGAACCAGUAGAAACUAUAACUCUUAAAAAAAGCACCAUAAUCAGUCUCAUUAUGGGCUUACAUCAACCCAGCAGAGUGGAAAAUGGUCUGUCAACGGGUCAAAAACAAUUAGCCGAUUUGAAUAAUCUUUUUGCCAAUAGCGAAGACAAAGAAAUAUUUAUUUUUGAUGAAGCCGAUAAUGCCUUAGAUGAGAAUAACAAAAAAGAUAAAAUUAAAAUAUUAUUAACAAUGACAGUUCCAAGUAAAAAAAAAAAUGUCAAACCAGAAAAGAUAUUAGGGGAUAUUGAAAAACAUUUAAAAAGUAUUGCGGAAAGAAAGAAAGAAAUCGAAAAUAAUUUCAAAAGCAAGUUAAGAGAGUUAGAAAAUCAAGUUAAGGAAAACGAAAAGUGGUUUAAAAAAGAAUGGGAAAAACUUGAAAAAUUAGAAAAUCAUGAACGAGAAGUAAUAAUGGAAGAAAUUCAAAACCUUAAUACCUAUAACAAAACCAUUGAAAAAGGUUUUAAGGAUGGAAAAAUUGACGUGGAAAUAAUGGAGGAGUUGCGCAAAGAGUUAGAAAACCAGACCGCACCGGAGUUGGAACCAAAGGAUUAUUCAGUUGUCAAAUGCGGUUUAAUUUUCAUGAGGGUUUCCCUUGCUAACUACCAAAAAAGUGAAACAAUGGAGGAAUUCGUGAAAAAAAUUAAGAGUGAUAAGACUUUUGCUGAAAAACAUAGCGAAUUAGGUUCGGUUUAUGGUAAACAAUGGCGAGAUUUUAACGGAGUAGACCAAAUGAAAGAAAGAUGGGAAAAAUUAGAUAGCGAUCACAAAUUAUUUGAAGGAAUGUCUGAGCCUCAAAACUUUUCCGAAAAAAGUGACCGUUAUUUUUUAUUUACAGGUCGGAGAGAGGGAGAAUUUUAUAAUCUUGCUGUUCCUGAAAAUCAUUCUGCUAUGACCUGA
Molecule: messenger RNA, 1047 nt
Organism: Ambispora leptoticha
Lineage: Eukaryota; Fungi; Glomeromycota; Glomeromycetes; Archaeosporales; Ambisporaceae
Source: the annotation of a GenBank genome assembly